AUGAAACUUCUGGACCCAAUGUAUUGUCCUGAUGACCGCAUGAACGUGGUGUCGGACUCCGCCUUCCCGUGUUCCACGGCAAUGACAGGCGGGAUCCUGACUCCACUGAAGGACGGGGACCUCGAGAGAAUUGAGCCAUCGCUUCGUAGCUCAGCAAGGACGCUGCACAACGCCAUCACUUCAGUGAGGCAGGCUGCAGAGUGGGGUAUGGGCAGCGUACAGAAGGUUUAUAGUCGUUUGAACCUGCCGCUGCCCUUUGAUCCGAAUCUCCGUGGCCUCAGGCUCAACAACAUGUUCCGUAUGGCCAAUUACCGAGUUCGUACAAUUGGUAUAUCAGAGAUCCGAACAACUUUUACGGGUGCAAUGGAGAUGGCACUAUAG
Phytophthora nicotianae INRA-310 is the source of this 381-nucleotide messenger RNA. RefSeq lists its product as hypothetical. Lineage: Eukaryota; Oomycota; Peronosporomycetes; Peronosporales; Peronosporaceae. Bases 1 to 381 code for a protein of 126 amino acids. The transcript has a single exon. The record is from RefSeq and is a predicted model, not a curated record.